This is a messenger RNA of Sphaeroforma arctica JP610, 486 nucleotides long. RefSeq lists its product as hypothetical. Bases 1 to 486 code for a protein of 161 amino acids. Lineage: Eukaryota; Ichthyosporea; Ichthyophonida. The transcript has 3 exons. The record is from RefSeq and is a predicted model, not a curated record.
AUGCGCUGGUUAGAAGUGACGCUCAAUCAAAAGAGGAUAAGUCACUUAAACGCAAUGGGGGCAGCAAAAUCCGGUUUAAUACUCCACAUCCAGCCAACGCUCACUCUGAUCGACGACCAACUUCGCAAGGGCCCGUACAAAUCCGAGCAUCCUAAACCUCGGAAAUCGAAGCAAAACACGCACGAAAAAAGGAAGUCUACAAAACCACAGGGUAGCUCGUCGGCCAGUGAUACCACAAAGUCGGCGACUCCUAAAUCAGCUAGCAAAGGUCUAACCACUGAUAGUGCAGAGAAAAGUCACACCAUAUCCCACAUACGAUGCAGUGAAAGUUUAAUAACAUCGAGUCACUCUACGGACACGAAGAGCACGAAGCCACCCGUUCCUGAAAGGGUUCAUGAAGCUAUCAGCACCGAUAGUGUAGGGGAUGGAUGUGCCAUGCAGCUUACCGCUGCUGGUUAUAACUGCAAGGGAGGACAAGGAGAGUAG